CCACGACGCAGAGCGACGCGCGAUCAGCUCGCAAGACGCGGCGUGUCGCAGGGCCGCCGCCGCGAAAUGCUGAGCAAAAGUUCCUGACCGUAAGUGUAUGAAGAGAGCCCUGCCUGCUGGGCUCCACGCAGCUGCAUAGGGCAUAAGGCUGGGCCCCUCGACUGGCCAGUUGUUGUGGCCGUGCUUUGUGUCUUCUGCCGAUGUGGAAGUUCCGCGACCUGGCAGACCGCCUCGUUUCGGACGGGCUCGUCCAGUCGCACCGCGACUUCUGGACCCCCGAGGACCCUCCCGCCAUGGUGCUCUCGCCCCCUCGAGGGGCAGGGUGGCAAGAGGACAGUCAGACAGGCCGCAUGCGGCCCAAUCCCAGCGGCUUCACUGCUCGCCUCCUCGCCGGGAGCCGCCCGUCUGCCGUCGUUGCGUGCCGUGGUUGUGCAUCCCUGGCCAGAAGCCAGCAGCAUUUUCACUGCCUCUUGGCGCUCUGGACCUCAGGGGGGCGGGGCCCCCGUGGCCCUCCCGACGACUGGCUCCUGCUCGCGCACGACGCCGAGUACUGCCGCGGCUUCCUCGAGGGCACCCUCGACGCUGCGAGGUGGCGGCGCAUCGGCUUCACGCAGUGCUCGGACUACGGCGCCCUGGUGCGGCGCACGCGCCUCGAGGUCGCGGGCACGGUGCUGGCCGCGCGCCUGGCGCUGCAGCGCGGACUCGCUUGCCACACGGCAGGGGGCACGCACCACGCGCACAGGUCGUGGGGCAGCGGGUACACGAUCCUCAACGACCUCGCGGUGGCAGCCCUCCUGCUGCUGCGGGAGGGGCUCGUGUCGAGGCCGCUCGUGUGCGACCUCGACGUGCACCAGGGUGACGGCACCGCGGAGAUCCUCGCCGGAGAGCCGCGGGCCUUCACUUUCUCCGUGCACUGCAAGGAUAACUUCCCCUUUGGCUUCAAGGGCAUGAGCCACCUGGGGGCGGACCGCAGCGAUCUGGACGUGGGCCUGGCGGCAGGCACUGCGGACCAAGGAUAUUUUGGAGCGCUCGAAGCCCACCUGCCGUGCGCCCUGGACCUGCACCGGCCAGACCUGGUGCUGUACGAUGCGGGCGUCGACGUCCACGCAGACGACGGCCUCGGCAGACUCGGCGUUUCCUGGGGGGGUCUGCGCAGGCGCGAAGACGUCGUGCUGGAGGCCUGCCUCUCGCGGAAGAUCCCCAUCGUGUGCGUGAUCGGUGGCGGCUACGACCGCAGUGCGUCGCGCUUGUCCAGGCGGCACUCCGCGGUGUUCCACGCUGCGGCAGCGGCGUGGGCGCGGCACGGCCUCUAGGUGGAGCAACGCGCAACAGCGUCUCUCCUCUCCACCUGCAGGGGCCAGGUGAAGCGCGCAGGGCGGGCCACCGUCGGGUGCGCUGCACAGGUCGGGCCAGGGUGAGCUGCACAGGGCGAGCCACCGUCGGCCCCUGGGGACCAAACCAACGUGGGGAUCAAGACUGCGAGGUGGUGUUCCAGUCAGGCAGCGGAUGCCGCUAUGCCGUAAGCCAGGCGAGUCGGUUCUGAUCGCCGCAUAUGACGUGUACUCGAACCACAAGGCGCAGUCAGCAUUGUGUAAUGAAGCACAAGUGCACCAGGACAGGGUCACGGAUUCAUAGCGGAAGACGUCAGCGGGGCCCAACCACAUGUUCGAAUGUAUAGGACAGUUAUCGCGUUUGGAAUGGUGUUGCAGAUCAUCUUGCAAGUCAACACCCCAUCCGCACCAUCAUCGCAUAAUUUUGUAAUACAGCCACAGGUGAGCAACCUCAUCUCCAAUCACGUUUGAUGUCCCAGGCCUAGCAGUAUAAACCGACGUUGUUCUGAUAGCGCAUCGCAUCAGGAAUGUGCGGCAUGUCUCUGGUAUGUCUACACCUAUGCGUUUUAGUAUGAUACGGUGUGCGUUUACGUUAAG
This is a messenger RNA of Prorocentrum cordatum, 1928 nucleotides long. NCBI's taxonomy places the organism in Eukaryota, Dinophyceae, Prorocentrales, Prorocentraceae. The record is from the annotation of a GenBank genome assembly.